Molecule: messenger RNA, 2841 nt
Organism: Dicentrarchus labrax (European seabass)
Lineage: Eukaryota; Metazoa; Chordata; Actinopteri; Moronidae
Gene: bbs10
Product: Bardet-Biedl syndrome 10
Exons: 4
Coding region: 658-2742 (694 amino acids)
Biological process (GO): chaperone-mediated protein complex assembly
Molecular function (GO): ATP binding
Source: RefSeq, a predicted model, not a curated record
UUCCCCAAGAUUAAACCACUUCUUGGGAAGGAAAUGGGUCGUUUUUUGUUUGUUAUUUUUUAUGUCUGGGCAGCUACUUAUUGGUGCUUUUACGUAAUUGUAUAUGUUUAGAAAAAAUAAGUUCACCGGAGACGCUGACGAGUUGCUUCGGCUCAGCUAAUUACCUAGCUACGAGUUCGCCGAGUAGUCGAGUAACGUUAUAUCGAUAUACUAACGUUAUGUACCGCAGCACUUAUUUGCAGAUUUGAAGCUAACAUGAAGUCAAAUCUGACAUUCUUCAUCAGAAAAUACCUGGAAGAUUUGUGUUUGUGCAUGCAAUACAUUAUAUAGUGUACAUAGUAGUUUGUCUACUACAAGUACUGUAGUAAAUAAUAUAUUACAGUAUGGUGGAAAAUAUAAAUCACUGUUUAGGUAGUAUAGAGUGGAUAAAUAUUAUACUGUGAACAGCUUUUACUGUGGAAAUAUUUAUUGUGAGUAAUAAGUAAAGUAAAAGUCAGGCUGUUUUAACACAGUAGUAUUUCAUUAACAUUUAAAACUGAGAACAUGGCUCCUGAAAUGUAAGCAAAGAUCCAGACACACCUGCCAAAUGAUGGUAAAGUACAACUCUGCUGCAUAAAUUAUAUUCCUUCACACCCACUUUGAGCCAAUAAUAUUUGAAUGCCUCUGCGGUUUUCCCUUCUGUUGUUUUUCAUGGUGAGCCAGAAACCUAUAUUUGGACACUUGCAUGCUAAAUCAAAACACUUGUGUGCCUUCGAGGGUGUGGAGAUGCUGCCGGUGGAGCAUCUUCACCUGGAACAUGUUCUGCAGACUGUGUCCGUGUUGGAGUCAGUCAUCCUCCGCAGUUUUGGCCCUGAAGGAGGACAGGUGCUGUUCAUCCGAGACACAGGACAGGCGAUGUUGAGUCGCAGUGGGACACACAUCCUCACAGCACUACGCCUGGACCAUCCACUGGCCAGGAUGGUGGUGGAGUGUGUCUUGAAACACAGCUCUGUAACAGGCGAUGGAUCCAAAACCUUUAUCCUGCUGCUGGCGUCAUUACUACGGAUGAUUCAUACAGCGGCCUGCAAGGGAACUAAUGUGUCUCACGCCUAUAACUCCAGGAAAGCAGCAGAGGCUGCCACUGCCAGGCACUUGGCUGACAAGCUGCUGGCUUUUGCAUUGGAGGAGCUUGCUGAUGUCAUUGCUAUGGGAGUGGUGCCGUAUGGAUACUGUAUUUCGUGGGAGGAUUUCACAGCAAAAACACAAUCACCAGCUCACACAAACAAUAACUGCGUUCAAAAGCUGCUGGCAUCAUUUUUUCUUUCACGUCUGGGUCGCACCCACUGUGACUUUAUUAGCAACCUCACCUGUGAACUGCUCUCUCACUGGAAGUUUAAAAAUAACCAACCUCCCUUCACACUUCAGUUUGUAAAUGACAACCUGCCAGCAUUGCAUACACCCGUAUCGGGCUUCCCUAUUAGUUGUUCACGUUUGAUUGAGGGGCAGGUAAUUCACAGGGACUUUGCUACACCUUGCCCUCAGACUGACCACCACCCAGUUAAAGCUGUAGUUUUCACUAGGUACCUGCAGCCAAAAUUGCUCAGUGCAGGAGAAGUCCUGGAGCUGGGAUAUGGAGAGCAAGGGAAGGAGAGAAGCAUUGUGCAGUUUAGUGCCUGGGCAGAAAGGUCACUCGAGUGUGUCAUUGCAAACCUGCAGAGUUUGGGUGUCUCUGUGAUCCUGUCUGCAGUUAAACAGUCUGCUGCUGUCCUGGCUUUAGCUGCACAGGCUGACAUGUGCAUUGUGGAGUGUGUCAGUGAGGAUGAGCUGUCUCUCUUUGCCCAGCUAAGUGGGGCCAGACCUGCCUCAGACUGCUGGAUGAUUGAAUCAGACCACGUUGCUACUCUGACUUUUUGCCGACCAAUACUGCUGGGCGCCCAUAGGUAUGUCCAUGUGGCUUUCCAUGAUUCAGAGGAAGCGGUCCAGGUCAAACCCUGUAGUCUGGUCAUUUGUGGUCCAGGGGAAGGGCAAACUGACCAGUAUGCAUGUGCAUUUCGAGAUGCCAUUCACAUGCUACGUUUAACUUUGGAGCCCAUGGGUAUGACUGCAACCACAGCAUCAAAGAGGACCUUACAGUCAAACAAAAACACAUCUUUAGAAAUGGAGAAUCAGAUUGCCAGUGCGCCUCCCUUCCAGAAGUGUGUGUUGGAACCAGGCUGUGUUAUACCUGCUGGUGGGACAUUUGAGUUUCUCUUAAACCAUGCCCUCCUACAACAUCAUGGCCGCAGUUGCUCAGUUUCUGAUGACACGAAUAUGGGUAUCCCUGCUGUUUCACAGCUCUUGGCAAACGUUCUGCUGAGCCUGCCCCGACAGAUUUACUCCCAUAGUCCGCGGUGUUUCCUGCAGACUCAAACCAGGCUCCUGAGUUUUAUUGAAAAUCAUUCCCACCCUUUCAGCCUCGUACAGAAACAAGAACACAACACAAUCCUCAUACAAGGUUGGGGCAAAAGUGAACGUUCUCUAGAGGAUGGUAAACAAAGCAUGCAUUGUUGUAGAGAGGCUGACGUGUCAUCAAAAGUUUUUAUGUUGGACUUAGGCCUUGAAUCUGUCUCUUGUAAAUACCAGCUGCUUCUGGCCGUGCUGCAGUGUGUCUCAAGUCUUCUCCAGGUAGACGCCGUGCUGCGCACACAGACUGCCUUACGCACACAGUCACACAGACUUCCAAACAUUUCCUGGGAGGGCACAGAGGACGAGGCUGAGGAAUGAGAUUGUAUUGUAUCCCAAGAUGAAAGCCAUACACAUAUUUUCUCUCAGUACUUGGUUUCAUUCAAAAGGUGGGGGAAAUAAAUUGCACUUUAAUUCUGA